GCUGCUCCCGCCAGCAGGCAAAGCGCCUCAGGACCCAGCCGCAUACUUGGUCAGCAAGGGUCUUGGACAAAGCCAACAGAAGGAUCCUUGUUAGUCGGCAGCUCCCUGGAGAGAGAGGCUGGGAAGGGAGCGGGAGAGAGAGAAGGAGCGCGGUGGUCGGGUGGGCGCCCCCCUCCCUGUCUCCUCCCCCGUCUGCAUAAGUAACGGGGGGGGGGGGAGAGGGGAGCGCCUCAGCCAGAAGGGGACCCGGCGACUUUCCUCCCACUUUGCCACGCCGCCUGCCCGGGGCAGCGCUGCUUUCUGGCACUGCGGCGCAGGCUCUGUUUUUACGCACACGCUGCUUUCCAGGGCCAUUUGGAGACGCUUCAGGAAUCCAGCCGGGAAGGUCUGAGCGUGUCUUUCAGGAGCAGCCAAAGGGGGGAGAAGGAGGAGGAGGUAACGUAGGAGGGACUCGGGCUUUCCCCGUCCGCCGGGAACGGUCCUCACGUCUGACCUCCUCUCCCCCCGGCUUCGCCAGCGCAACUCUUGCAACCCCGUGUGAAGGGCAGGGAGGGACCGCCGCCGCCGCCUCCCUCCCGACCAUCCCCGCACAUCCGCGCGGGGCAGGCUCGUUCAAGCGGCUUUCCUGAGGCUGAAGGCGGAGAAGGGGCGCGCUGGGAGCGACUGGUCCUCGGUCAGAACAAGAAUAACGCACUUCAUCUGGCGACACUAACAUCAGGCAGUGGUUUCCAGGUAGCUGAAGAACAUUGGAAGAGUUAUAGAAAGGGGUGGGGGGGUUCUUCAUGUGAAAGGGAAAGAACAUCUCAGUCUUCCUCCAUGGAAAAAGGACGCACAUUACCUCAAGACUUUGGGGAGUUUCUGCACUGUCUGAGGAUGAGGAGCAAGUUCGCCAUCUUCCUGGUGUUUGUGGUAGCCCUCGUCAUUAUUGAGAAGGAAAACAACAUAAUAUCAAGGGUGUCAGACAAGCUGAAGCAGACUCCGCUGUCUCUUAUGGAAGCCAACAGCACAGACCCUGGCUUGGUGUUGUCAGAGAACGGUUCCCUCAUGUCUCUCAGUGAACUGGAUUCGGCUUUUUCUCAGCUCAAGAGCAAACUUCGGAAUGUCACGUUGCAACUCGGGGGCCACAGAGAACCUUUGCUGGCACCUGUUAAAGGAACUCGAAAACAUUUACUCCUAAUGGCCACCACCCGCACAGGUUCCUCCUUUGUAGGGGAAUUCUUCAACCAACAGGGUAACAUUUUCUACCUCUUUGAGCCGCUCUGGCAUGUUGAAAGGACAGUGUCUUUUGAGUCCGGUGGUGCUAAUGCUGUGGGGUCAGCCCUCGUCUACAGAGAUGUUUUGAAACAGCUCUUCCUCUGUGACCUCUACAUUUUGGAGAACUUCAUCAUUCCGUUCCCAGAGGAUCACCUGACUCCAUUUAUGUUCCGGCGUGGUUCAAGCCGCUCUUUGUGUGAGGAGCCCGUCUGCACGCCUUUUGUUAAGAAGGUCUUUGAAAAGUAUCACUGCAAGAAUCGCCGCUGUGGUCCCUUAAAUGUGACCCUGGCUGUGGAAGCCUGCCUCCGCAAAGAUCACGUGGCACUGAAGGCAGUGCGGAUUCGACAGCUAGAGUUUUUGCGCCCCUUAGUUGAGGAUCCGCGGCUGGACAUGAGAAUAAUUCAGUUGGUACGGGAUCCACGGGCAGUGCUGGCUUCUCGAAUGGUUGCUUUUUCAGGGAAGUAUGAAACAUGGAAGAAAUGGGCUACUGAAGGUGCAGCAACCAUUAGUGAGGAUGAAGUGCAGAGGCUACGAGGUAACUGCGAGAGUAUCCGUCUCUCAGCCGAACUUGGUUUGAGGCAGCCGGAAUGGCUACGGGGUCGCUACAUGCUGGUCCGCUACGAGGACAUUGCUAGGUCACCACUCCAAAAAGCCAAGGAGAUGUACAAAUUCACUGGCAUUGCCAUCACUCCUCAGGUGGAGGAGUGGAUUCAGAGGAAUACUCAGGCACCUCAGGACAGCAACGGUAUCUACUCCACCCAGAAAAAUUCUUCCGAGCAGUUUGAGAAGUGGCGAUUCAACAUCCCCUUCAAACUUGCCCAGGUGGUACAGAACGUCUGCAGUCCAGCCAUGAACCUAUUUGGCUACAAGCUGGCCAGCAGCCCCGAGAUCCUCAUAAACAGAUCCAUCAGCUUGCUAGAGGAGAGGAGGACCUUCAGGGUCACGUAGGAGUGGCCUUUGCUGGUGGACUUUCUCUGUCUUAGCAUUCUGUGGGACUGAAAAAGAGGAAUGACUAGGGAAGGAACGUUGGGUGGAAAGGUUGAGGGCGAGGGCCAGCCAUCGUUGGCUGUCCCACCUCAUGCUUCUGCUUCUCUUGUGCUCUUUGUUCCCACAAGGUGCUUUCUGCUUUUUGACGGAUUACCAUGCAGGCCAUGCUUUGACAGGAAGAUGAGCUCAGAAGCUGGUGUGGAAUCGAGCAAUAAUGGAUGCUGAGUCCCAGCUUCCCUACCUCAUGUCCAUUUUCUCCUCUGUGCAGGUGCUGUCUCUUGAUUCAAGAGGCAUUUAUACAGUAGACAUCCAAAGCAAAAGAGAGACUGUUCUAUUUUUUAAAAACCCACAUUUAUACUUUAAGAAAAAAAACCCCAUCCUGCUGAGAAAAUGUGACAAAAGCAUUAUAUUGCACUGCUAUUGCCUACGGCAGCCUUAAAGAACAUGUUGGGCCAAUAUUUGGUGAGCGCGAGUAGGAAAAGUGGAAGAGGGAGAAAGGAAGGGCAGCGGUUGGACAGCCAGGAAGACAUCUGACUGUGUUAUUUAGACAGAGGGUAUUUUUUAUAUGUGUCCUGCGUGAGACCCUCCAAUGAGUUCAUGACUUGUUUACACUGGGGGAGAUGCGACUUGCUCACACAGAGUUUCCAAGCAAAACAGAGCAGAGCCAUGGUGGCUGCAUCCACAAUAAGAGAACUUUGGGCUGCCCCAGCCAAGUUUCACGCCCUUGCUAGCUUUUGUCUCCCCUUUCACCUAACCCAUUGGAUGAGCGAUAAAGAGCAGGCUACAAAAACAGCUUCAAAAAGGGAGAGAGUGGAAUAGUAUUUCUCUUGUGUCCCAGGGGAUCAACUGAUUGUCUUUCUUUGCUAAAUCAGUUGUUUUGAUCUCAAGUAGUCUGCUUUUUUUAAAAAAAAAAUCUGCUGUCUGGUUUCCUGUCUUGUCUCUAAAUCAAUUGUUAGAGAAUCUCAACCCAUGUCUGGAAAAGGAGAGAGACAACAGCUUGUUCCCGGUCGGGUGGUGGAAGGUUGUGAUUUUAAUUGCAUCUGUAUUUCCCUCCCCCGGUUGUCUUUGCAUCCUUUCAAAGUGCUGGUUGGAAACUACCAAGAAUUCUGUCCUGCUGAUACAGAAGAGGAUUUGUUUUUCUACACACCAGGUUGCCGAAUCACUCAGAUGGAGAGAAGCAUAUCUAGGGGAUGCAUACAUGCGGAGCUGGUCCACUGUUGGGUAACCGCCUGGUUUCUGCAAGUCAAUGCGGGUUGCUGUCAGAAGUCACAAAUAAAGCAAGGGUUGCUCAGGCUGACUUGCUUCCAGUUUGUGGGCAGGAAAUAAGGCCCAGUUUGUAGCAGCAUCCAAAUUCAGGAAUCAUAACAAGUGGAGGUUAAGCAGACAACCAGAAAGGCUUCAAUCUCAGCUCUGCCCUUGGAGGGAGGGCUGAAAUCCAGGAGCAAGCCAGUCUAGUUGUUUUCAUGAGUAAACUCUGGCUCAUUUUAUGAUUAAGCACUUGUUUUUGAAAGCUUCGUUUGUUUUUAUUUCUUUUUUAUUGCUGCCAUUUAAGGGCUGUUGACCCUUAAGGCAUAUAAAAGAGGAGAAGCAGGGAAUGAGAAACCACACGGAUUUUAACUCACUCAAAACAAUGGUGAGUGGCACACAUUUGGGCCCUGUUUUCUAAUGGGUAUCAAGCAUUCAGGAACUGAAAGUAGAGCUGUGGCAGUUGUAGAAUGAGGGUAACAUACAAACCUCAGGUUCAGGGGUGAAAUUACACCAUAAACAAUGACAAAACUGAACUCAACAGGACAUACAGACAUGCAAAAAUUAAUAUAUAACAUCAAAACUACACUUUAUAAAGUUGGGUGUAACAAAUCUGUCUGCUCUUGUGCACAAGGAAGAAUGGGAAUGCAUUCCUAGGAUAUGUUGAUCUACUUGGGGCUUGGUGUACCACGUUCUUCGGUUGUAACUUGUUACACCUAUCUAGCCGUUAGAGCAGUGCAAGCCUUGAGCGGUUGUGGGCUGCAUAUGAGUUGACGGCUUUGUUACACCCAACUUCAUAGGGUGUUGUUUUGAUGUUAUAUAUUACCUUUUGCAUGUCUGCAUUUCCUGUUGGGUUCGGUUUUGACAUUGUUUAAGAUGUAGAAUUAAGUCAUGCCCAUACAUAUAAUUAUGUUGGAUCCUGCGCCCAUAUCCUAAGGAAAAAGUCCAUUCUAAUGGGAAACAUGUAUUAUUAAAUCGAUAAAAUAAUUGUCUUUGAAUAAAGGUUAGAAAGGAAGGUUGCCGUUGGAAUGCAGUUAGCUCUUUGCAAAGUGUGUGCAGAGAGAGUGGCAGGGAGGGGCUAAUCUACAUGCACUCACUUGUUACUAGCUGCAUUAUUUCCUACAGAGAAUGCUUGGAUUGUUUCACACAUACAGAUAGCUAGCAUCCAUCAUCAGCAGGCUAGAGGAUUUUCCAUAAAUAAUUUUCCACCCUUAGUAUUCAUUUCAGAGAGAAUGCUUUCCAGAAUGUAAAUCGGGACUGAUCCAGUGGUGGGAUUCAGCCGGUUCGCACCACUUCGGCAAAACCCGGUUGUUAAAAUGGUGCUUGUAAACAACCAGUUGUUAAAUUAUUUGAAUCCCACCAUCGGAACCGGUUGUUAAAUUAUUUGAAUCCCACCACUGGACUGAUCCUAACAUUUUCAUGCAUUCAGAUAACUCAAUAACUAGUGAAGCUGCCACAUAAUAUGUAAACUCAUCCUCAGCUGCAAUUGAGGAAAGCCUUUUACAAAGUGUCAGUGGGCGUCCACUCACACCCAGGACAAAGUUAAGGGCAAAGCCUGAUGCAGCAGAGUUCAUGUUGGUUGUAUAUAUCUGCUAGACAUCAGGGAGUACCAGUUAGCCACCCUUUUAUUGAGAAAUUGCAUCUUCUCUGUGGUGCCUGGAACUCACCCAACUGACUCCUGUUCUAUUUAUUUAUGCAGCCCCCACACACACUUCUACCAGCUUCACAUUUGAUAGUGUACACUCUUUUUCUUAUAGAAAACAUUUAUCUGUCUGUGUGUGUGUGGGGGGGGAAGUAAUUUGUGAAACUGUCUCAAAAUUGGAUCACACAAACUCCUAGCAAGGCUAUAAAUACUCUUAACAGCUUCUUCAACAUUUAAAAGCCACAACAGAGGAUGGGGAAGUUUGGAUCAAAAGCUACGGUGCUGAGAAGUGAGGCAUUAUCCUUCCCCUGUAUUAUUUGUUCAAUAGAAAUCGCUCCCUAGAGCCACCGCUGGCCAAAGCAAAGGGGGAAAAGAAUAGAAACAACAUGAAUUCUUGUCUUUUUCUGCAAUCAUUUAGCAGCUUGGAGGUCUGUGUGUUUUCUGCCAGAGAAACAGCACAGGAAAGAAGGGGUUGGACUGACCCUUCUGUGACAUUUCGGCCUUGAAUUCUAUCCAGUGCUUGUCUAAUAUUAAUGGAAACUUCAUCACACGAUGAUGUAGUUUGGCCCACAAGCAAUACAAGUGCCAGGUAUAAUAAUAGAAGGAUAAUGAUAUUGCUCCCUGCUAGGAAGCAUGCUCAAGGCACUGUAGCUUCAUAAAAGCCCUCUGUCUAUUAAGAGAUUCUGGUAGGGCUUUGCUUUGGGGGUAGAGGUGGGGUGGGGUUUGGGGAGGGAGGAUGUGGUCAUGGAGUUUAUCUCUGAAGCUGCCAUUUCCCCCAGGGGAAGUAACCUCUGUAGUCUGAAGAUGACUUGUAAUUUGGGGAGAUCUUUAGGGAUACUUCACUAGUUUCCAGGGGACGUUUUCUUUGGCUAUGAGAAGUUCCAACCAGCACUAGAGUUACCAGGUAACCAUGUUUUGCUUCUGUUGUUUUCAUUCUGUUUGUGCUUUUCUGAUUGGUGUUGUGCUUUCCCAUCUCAAAGUUUUCUUUUAAUGCUGUAAGAACUGCUACAGCUUUUCUGAAGAGAAAUUGCAACUUCCAGAUAUCUUCAGGACUGUUCCAACUAUGGAGGGUUUUGCCAACCUUUUCUAUUUGUAAAAUGUGCAGUUGAUUAAUUUAUUUAUUGUAUGGGAAAAGAUGGAGAAUACUUUAUUAGCAGGAAUCAGAGCUUCAGCAAAACAAACAAAUAAAUAAAAAGUUCAGAAAUGGAAGCAUACCAGCAAGUGAA
This is a messenger RNA of Sphaerodactylus townsendi, 6354 nucleotides long. It is a transcript of the gene CHST3, whose product is annotated as carbohydrate sulfotransferase 3. The transcript has 3 exons. The record is from RefSeq and is a predicted model, not a curated record. Gene Ontology annotation, cellular component: Golgi membrane. Gene Ontology annotation, biological process: carbohydrate metabolic process; N-acetylglucosamine metabolic process. Lineage: Eukaryota; Metazoa; Chordata; Lepidosauria; Squamata; Sphaerodactylidae. The coding region runs from base 817 to 2202 and encodes 461 amino acids. Gene Ontology annotation, molecular function: N-acetylglucosamine 6-O-sulfotransferase activity; chondroitin 6-sulfotransferase activity.